AUGCCGGCAUCCACAGAGUCUCAGGACGAGUGCGUUAGGACUAGUCGGAUCCUUCUGCGACGCAUGCGCCUCGAUGAUGUCGCCGACAUGCAUCUGCUCCGCGAACGCCCGGAGGUGAUGAAAUACACUCCAACAGGCCCAGCUACUGAUGUUUCGCAAACAGAGGAGUGGGUCCGCGGCUGCCUGAGCCGAUCCAACUGCUACAACUUCACCAUCGAGCUCCUGCCCACCGACCCGGAACACACCACAACCACAAAAGUCAUCGGCGUGCUGGGCGCCGCCCGUGCCCCCGAGAUCGGCUACCUGCUGCACCCCGACUACUGGGGGAAGGGCAUUACUACCGAGGCCGUCACGGCCUUCCUGCCCUUGUUCUGGAAAAAGUACGAUGGCGUCUACGACUACGCCACGGCCGAGAUCGACCCCGACCACGACGGCAGCCGCAAGGUGCUCCAAAAAUGCGGUUUUGUUCUGUGGAAAACCAGGGAGAAGGACUUUCAGAGCCCGACCUUGGGCUUGAGGGACACGCAAGUCUACCGCCUACCGCGGCCCAGCACAGGUGUAUAG
Lasiodiplodia theobromae is the source of this 564-nucleotide messenger RNA. RefSeq names its product GNAT family protein. Lineage: Eukaryota; Fungi; Ascomycota; Dothideomycetes; Botryosphaeriales; Botryosphaeriaceae. Gene Ontology annotation, molecular function: acyltransferase activity, transferring groups other than amino-acyl groups. The coding region runs from base 1 to 564 and encodes 187 amino acids. The transcript has 2 exons. The record is from RefSeq and is a predicted model, not a curated record.